GAGGCCAUGUACUUGUGUCAUUUAUUUUUCAGCUAGUUUUAUAUUCAUUUCAAUGUUAUUAAGUAAGGUGGGGAUCAGAAUGACUUUAUUAACCUGUUAUCUAGAUAUACCAGCUUUUUAUCUGUUAGAUAAAAAGUGAAACUCAAAUGUCUCAAUCCUUAAUAUUAAAAUUAUAAAGUAUAAAAAAAUGUUGCUAGUUAAUGAGGGUACGGGAAUAAGAUGUAUAAAGUUCAGCAUAAUAUUUUUCAGCAUCAUCCUUGUUAUAACAGGAAUGUCACUAAUAAUUAUUGGGACCACUAUCAAUUCAAUUUAUGAAGAAUUCUCUACAUUUCUAGCAACUAUAUUUUUUUCUCCUGCUACUAUACUAGUCUCAGUGGGAUUUACAAUUUUUGGAAUAGCCUGUCUUGGAUGCUUAGGAGCCAUAAGAGAAAGUUCAUUCAUGAUAAUGACAUUUGGAACUCUUCUUGGAAUGAUUUCUAUAUUGCAACUAUGUGCAGGAUUAUCAAAUAAUAUUCUAAUGUCCACUAUAGAUAUGGAAAUUGUUCAUAAUCUUAACAAAACUUUGUUUUCCUAUUCGAAGAAUAAAGAAUCACAGGUGGUUUUUGAUAAUUUACAGCGUGAGCUGCAUUGCUGCGGACUGUCAGGUCCAAGGGAUUGGCAGUUAAUUUAUAACAAUGGCAACAUUCCUAAAUCAUGCUGUGCUUUUGAAGAAUACGAUUCAUGCAAGAGCACAUUUAAUAUUGGUUGUCACUUUAUUUUAAAAACCAUUGUAACGGAAAGCAGUAAAAUAUUAACAAUCAGUGCUUUUUUGCUGGCAUUCACUCAGGUAUUUGGAAUGCUUUUCUCAUUUUAUCUAGCAAAAAUGUUAAAAGCACAGAAACUAGCAAGGGAGUACCGCCGAUGGGCCAUACGAAGUCAGCUACUCAAUACUGUCGCUUACGAUCCUUACUGCUUUGAUAUUAAAGAACCUCAAUACCAAUUAGGGAAACAACAAUAUUUAAGUUAAUUGUAAAUCUUCUUAACGAAAUGAAAUACAAAUCUCAACACCAAAGAACUCGCUUAUGAAUUUAUUUUCAGUAACCUGACGUUUUUCUGGUAUAUUAGUGAAUCUAGAAUAAUCAACCAAGUUUAUCGGUUCCAAUAUUUAAAAACAAAUGAAACACUAUUUUGUUUUGAGAUUUAUGGACCAUUUUAUUAAUCAAUGUGUAUUAUUUACUCAUAUAAAAAUUUGAUGGUUAUAUAUUCCAUAUUAUUAAAAAAAAUAUUAAAGAAAGAAAAUUUGCAUUUGUCUAUUUGACUUCCAUAACCUCCAUCCAAUGUAU
This is a messenger RNA of Nezara viridula (southern green stink bug), 1322 nucleotides long. Lineage: Eukaryota; Metazoa; Arthropoda; Insecta; Hemiptera; Pentatomidae. The record is from the annotation of a GenBank genome assembly.